AUGGGAAACCGCAUGCCCAGAUCCCACCCGAUUCUCUCUCUCUCUCUCUAUCUAUCUACAAGUAUCUUGGGAAUUCAAUUGGGUUCCUGCAUCCUGCUGAAGGCGUGGGAGUACAGAGAGAAGGGUGGGAGGGCGUCUACCGUCUCAUUAAUCAGGAGGAGAGGCCGUGGUCCCACAUUUUCUAGCCAACAUGGCUCUAGGUCAAGCUGGACAUAUUGCCAUUUCAAUGGCAUUAGUUGGCAGUAUUGCAUUCAUACUUGGAGUAAUUGCUGAAAACAAGAAGCCAAGUGCAGGAGAAAUAAUCACAUUAAAGGAUGCUGUGAUAUGCAAGUUUCCCAAUGAUCCUACGGUUGCUUUAGGGAGCUUGUCAUUUGUCUUCCUGUUGUUCUCAACUGCUUGUGGUUUAGCAGCUGUCUUCUUCCCUUACAAAGGGAAAUCAAUUCCAGCAGAGGGCUUGUUCAGAAGCACAAGUCUGGCCGUUUUCUUUGCAAUUGCAACGCUCGUUUCUGUCCUUGCUGGGAUUCUUAUGUUGUGGGCUACAACCUCUGAGAGCCUUCAUAUUAAGCAUAAAUUCCACAAGGACUUGAACUAUGCAUGCCCAACCGCUAAGACUGGACUUUUUGGUGGCGCUGCAUUUCUGGCUCUUGAUUCAACUCUCCUUUGGUUGGUCUGUCAGAUGUUGACACUGAACUCCAGAGCAGACUACGAAGAAGAGGAAGACUCCAGCGGCGACUAUGGCCAAGUUCUGACAACAGAUCUGCCAAUAGAGACCGGGCACCAAUUUCCAAAGGCUUAGGUUGUUGGACAUGAAGUUUGUUCAUUGGGUAGUAGUUACCGUGGUAGAUGUGUCGAUAGUUAUGGGAAUUUGAAAAAAAUAUUGUUAUUGAAUGAUAUUUCUGCCUGAAUGGUCCUUGUUUCUUUGUUUCCCAAAUUUCCAACAUCAUCUAGGUUCUUAAUAUACUCUCACGUAUCAGUUUGUCCAUUUACUGCCUUAUGAAUGUGAAUAACUUUCUCUC
This is a messenger RNA of Nymphaea colorata (pocket water lily), 1016 nucleotides long. RefSeq lists its product as uncharacterized. Lineage: Eukaryota; Viridiplantae; Streptophyta; Magnoliopsida; Nymphaeales; Nymphaeaceae. Bases 191 to 796 code for a protein of 201 amino acids. The transcript has 4 exons. The record is from RefSeq and is a predicted model, not a curated record.